Molecule: messenger RNA, 3029 nt
Organism: Trematomus bernacchii (emerald rockcod)
Lineage: Eukaryota; Metazoa; Chordata; Actinopteri; Perciformes; Nototheniidae
Gene: timm50
Product: translocase of inner mitochondrial membrane 50 homolog (S. cerevisiae)
Exons: 11
Coding region: 346-1185 (279 amino acids)
Molecular function (GO): phosphoprotein phosphatase activity
Source: RefSeq, a predicted model, not a curated record
UUCCGCCGGGCACCGUGCUGAAGCUGAAACCUCCAACAUGUCGGCUGUGUUCCCCAUGUGUUUGCGGACGACCAGGGGCCUCCUGAGGCUCAGGAACCGGGCAGAAGGUGGCCUCUUCCCCGGCUGUGCUGGACCUGGUCCGGACCCUCUCAACGGACAAGCCUCCAGCCGGGAAUAGCAGUGCUACGGGUGGAUUGGCUCAGGCUAUUUUACAGACGAAGCUCCAGCAGCAGAGUCAGGGCCAGCCUGGUGAGGAGGGAGAAGGAGGGAGAACAGAAGCAGGAGAAGAAGCAGAAUGACAACACGGCCUACGCUAAGAAGAUAGUUCUCAGACUGGCGGCUUUAAUGGGGGUCGGAGGAGCCGUGGGCAUGAUCUACCUGUUCGGCACCAACUCGCAAGACGAUCAAGGAAACGUGAUUCCAGAUGAGUUUGACAGAGAGCCUCCUGUGGUGCAGCAGCUGAAGAGAACAUUUAAAUUCUUCCAGGACUACAGACAGAUGAUCAUCGAGCCCACGAGCCCGAAGCUUCUCCCCGACCCUCUGAAGGAGCCGUACUACCAGCCUCCGUACACUUUAGUGCUGGAGCUGACCGACGUGCUGCUGCACCCCGAGUGGUCGUUGGCGACAGGUUGGCGGUUUAAGAAGCGUCCGGGCAUCGAUUAUCUGUUCCAGCAACUAGCUCCACUCUACGAGAUCGUUAUCUUCACUGCAGAGACCGGCAUGACGGCGUAUCCUCUGAUCGACAGCAUCGACCCUCAAGGUUUCGUCAUGUAUCGUCUCUUCAGAGAUGCUACACACUACAUGGACGGACACCACGUUAAGGACGUGUCGUAUCUGAACCGAGACACCAGCAAAGUGAUCGUGGUGGACUGUAAGAGGGAAGCCUUCCGCCUGCAGCCUUUCAACGGCAUGGCUCUGAAAAAAUGGGACGGAAACUCAGAGGAUCGAACGCUGUACGACCUCGCCAACUUCCUCAAGACUAUUGCUCUGAGCGGCGUGGAUGAUGUUCGCUCGGUGUUGGAAAACUACGCUCUGGAGGACGACCCCAUCGACGCUUUCAAACGCAGACAGGCCCAGCUGGCACAGGAGGAGGAGCAGCGUUUAGCGGAGCUCGCCCAGCAGAAGAAACAGGGCCUGUCUCUCGGAUCCAUCGCCUCACGGUUCUGGCGCUCCAAACCGCAGUGAGCCCCGCCCCCUUUUCACACUUCCACCAAUCAGAGCCCGGCUUCUGCUCCGAAGGGGGAGGGGCCACAGAUGAAGGGGAGGCGGGAACUGGAACAAUGGACCGCUCGGCUCCAAUAAGAGACGUACUUCCUGUUCUUUUGGAGGCGGGGCUUCGGCCUCCCGUUUUGGUGUCACCUGAUCAAGCUGCUGAAUGGUUAAAAAAAAAAAAAAAGAGAGAGACAGGUUUCCAGGUCAGAAUGAUGAACUCUGUUGCGGUUUUAGAGGCUGGUCUGAGAUCAGCGCCGCUAUCGCUAUUCCGGCUCUGCUCGGCCCGCCGCGUCCGCAGGAUCUGACCUGAGAUCAGCUGCAAGAUGUGUAUUUAAUUUUAUUUUCUAUUCCUCUGUGAGUGUGUGUGAGUGAGUGUGUGUGUGUGUGUGUGUGUCCGAUGGGCUGCUGGAGGUAAAUAAUGAAUAUUGUUUAUAAGAAAUAAAAGCUAAACAGUAAGUAGUGUAAGAGUUUAUUCAAUAUGUUCGACGGCAGAAUGAAGAUGCUAUCGGCAGCUGAGCAAUUUACCUAUUUUUGUUAAAGGGUCUGUUUUUUAUUUAUUUUUUGUCUACAUAUUCCCCCAAAAAGACUCUGUGCUGUGUCUCCAUUCGGAUCAGGAAACAGCGUGAUCUACACUGUGAACACCUGAGCAGUGUGUGAACUACAAUCACCACAAUAGCCGCUGUUAGCUUGCUAGGUAGCAACGUUAUCAUUUGCGGUAACGAAAAAUCUUUACAGACGGAUAAAUUAACCACGGCUUCUUUCCCACACCAGCAUAGUGGAACGUAACUUAAAUAGUGAACAAAUAAACACAUUUUAUUUGAAGAGUGCUGUUUUUAACGGAGCAGUCUCAGCUAGUUACGUAGAUUUGGUUACGUAGUUUCGGUUACGUAGCUAUCGUUACGUAGCUUCGGUUACGUAGCUUCGGUUAUGUAGCUUUCUUUACCUAGCUUCCGUUACGUAGCAUCAGUAACGUAGCUAGUUAGGUAGCUGGAGUUACGUAGCCAAGAUGGGCGGUCAUGGGUAAAGAAGUGUCGAGCGUUCUGUAUCCUCACAUUGGUUCCUAACGAAGAUUAAUAUCUUUAAAAACACAAAAAAUAUAUAUAUACUUAAAUAAAUAAAAGAUAUGGGCGAAAAUGUCCACAAACAGCUGCUCACUCUAGUCUUUAAACAAGGAAACAAGAGGAGUGAGUGGGUUUGAUUGGGACUACUUUCUGCGGCAGAUUCAUCCACAUUUUCUCACUCAAACAGGAGGGGAAAGCGCAUUUGUGGAAAUCCGUUUUCAACCUAAAUGCCAGAAUGAAUAUCCCAAAAAGUCAAAUUUAUAUUAAAUGAUUUGAAAGGCUUGAAACGAAUACAGUUGUUAUGGUGGAAGGAAAAUGAUGUCCGUCUUAAACAACUCCUACAUGUUCUACAUUUACAUGUUACUGGUGAGGUUUUAAGUCUCUAAUAAGACGAGUAUAACAUUUUUUUUUAAAGGAGGGAAAUUGUUCUUUUUGUUGGGACUACUUUCAUCGGCGGAUUAAUCCACGUUUGUUGCUGUAUUUGUGACGGUGUGUGUGGGGGUCUAAAUUAAACUAAAGUGUGUGUUUAUGGUAACUAAAGAACAAACCUGUUUCGGAUAACUUUUCCUCUAAAUAUACAAUAUUUGUUUGUUUUUUUACUAUAAAUGUUUUUAAUAAUCCUACAUAUUUGCGUCCUUUUCUCUCCAAACGUUUUACGCUCAGCUGCCGUUCUUCUUGGUGUGUUUAUUGAAAGAUUGUGUGACUCAUGUUGAUGUGAAUUCACCAUCGACGUCCUCAAUAAAGCGGAGAAACCAA